AUGACAAUACACUCUGCGAAAGUCAAUGAUAGUCGAUGCUACGUCGAGGGAAGACCUAAACUGAUCUUUUCCUCCACUCCAUCUCUGAAACAUCAAGUUGUUGAAAGAACAUGGAUAAUCACAAUUUCGUCGCAACAAAGUAAUGAGAAUAUAAUAGUCGCUUUUAUUCGACGGGGAAGCAAAGAUGCUAUUGCUGCGGUGGAUCUUCAUGCUAAUAACAUUGUGCGGGUGCUGGCGACCAGCUUCUUGGAACUCGACACCUUGGAGAACGAUCUCAGCGAGAAUUUGUACAAAACUGCGGCUUUUGCUGUGCAUUGCUAUAAAUUGGCCAGCAUGCUCGCCAUGAGGGAGAACAUGGGCGUUCUGAUGGACACCCUUGAAUCGGAGCCGUUCGCACCUGUGGGCGACGAGGAGCUGGAAAUUCAGAGGAAGUUUGACAAAUCGGCCGAGAAGAUCGUGAAGGUUUAUACGACUGUCCUAGAGACGUGGACGGUGUGGACGGUGCUGGUGACGUUGCUGAUGAAUUUUACGAGCAGGAAANUCCUCCACUCCAUCUCUGAAACAUCAACUUCUUGGAACUCGACACCUUGGAGGUACCUCUACAAUGUGUACACGACGAUGUGUUUUGCAACGGUACACCUCGCCUUUUUCGGUGGAAUUCUGGACCUCGUUCUCAUCGUUGAAAACCAGAACGAUCUCAGCGAGAAUUUGUACAAAACUGCGGCUUUUGCUGUGCAUUGCUAUAAAUUGGCCAGCAUGCUCGCCAUGAGGGAGAACAUGGGCGUUCUGAUGGACACCCUUGAAUCGGAGCCGUUCGCACCUGUGGGCGACGAGGAGCUGGAAAUUCAGAGGAAGUUUGACAAAUCGGCCGAGAAGAUCGUGAAGGUUUAUACGACUGUCCUAGAGACGUGGACGGUGUGGACGGUGCUGGUGACGUUGCUGAUGAAUUUUACGAGCAGGAAAUUGCUGUAUCGAGUCUGGCUGCCGUUCGAGUAUACCUCAGCAACAAUAUACUCCUUGGUCUAUCUGCACCAUACUCUGGUCACCGUGGUCUGCGUCACGCUGACGGCCGCAUACGACAGCCUGUUCGCUGGCCUGCUGGUACACAUAUACUCUCAGUUCGAGAUACUUCGGCACCGUCUGCAAAACGUUCACAGGAACGAGAACGAUUCGGUGAAACUUUGCGCCCUUCAUCAUGACCAGAUCUACAAGUUCGCCAACAUGGUGAACAACGAGUUCAAGUCUGUGACAUUCAUGCAGUUCGUAGAGAGCACCGCCGUCCUGUGCUUCAGCCUCUAUCAGCUGACGCUGUCCGAGCUUGACGGCAGUCUAGCUGACGUUGCCCUUUAUGUUACCUGCACCCUCCUGCAGAUUCUCUACUUCUGUUGGUUCGGGAACGAGAUCAAGCUGAAGAGUCUGGAGGUGCCAAACAUGAUUUUCGAAAGCGAAUGGACGUCAUUGAGCACCAAGACGAAGAAGAUCCUACUAAUGAUGAUGAACAGAGCUACGGUGCCAAUAGAAUUCACUAGUGUCCACAUCGUCGCCGUCAACCUCGAAACUUUCAAGUCGUUGGUCAAGACGGCUUACUCGGUAUUCAAUCUGCUUCAACAGAACCAAUAA
Megalopta genalis is the source of this 1620-nucleotide messenger RNA. The record is from RefSeq and is a predicted model, not a curated record. NCBI's taxonomy places the organism in Eukaryota, Metazoa, Arthropoda, Insecta, Hymenoptera, Halictidae.